Molecule: messenger RNA, 608 nt
Organism: Photinus pyralis (common eastern firefly)
Lineage: Eukaryota; Metazoa; Arthropoda; Insecta; Coleoptera; Lampyridae
Product: larval cuticle protein A3A-like
Exons: 1
Coding region: 147-608 (153 amino acids)
Cellular component (GO): extracellular matrix
Source: RefSeq, a predicted model, not a curated record
UCAAAAUUGUAAACGGUUUAGUUUAGUGGUAAUACUGGAUUGUCGACCCCAUUUCAUGUGAUUACCUAAGAUGUUUUUGGAUAUAUAAGGCACAAUUGUCAUUCACAUCUCAGUACAGAUCAAGUGAUCGUAAGAAAGUUACAAACAUGAAAGUAAUCAUCAUUGCAAGCAUACUAGUCGCAGUGAAUGCUGGGGGCCUCAUUGCACCUCUCGCUCCCGCACCAUUGCUAAGAGGUCAUCUGGCACCCGCUCCAAUUCUAAGGGCCGCUCCUAUUGUUGCCAAAAGCGUCGCCGUUGCGGACGCCGACUUCGAUCCAAAUCCUCAAUACUCCUACCACUAUGAUAUUCAAGACGCCUUAACUGGGGAUUCUAAAAACCACUUCGAAACAAGAAACGGCGAUGCUGUGCAAGGAAGUUACUCGCUGAGCGAAGCAGAUGGUUCCCGUCGUAUUGUCGAAUAUACUGCUGACCCAAUUAAUGGUUUUAACGCCGUUGUGCAUAAAGAGCCAGCUCAGGUGGCUUACGCUGCACCUGUCGCCAAAGUUGCGGCACCGUUGGCGUAUGCUGCACCGAUCGCUAAAGCUCCAUUGCUUCAUGCAAUUCAUUAG